AUGAGCGUCGCACGUCCGGCGCGCAACCUCCUCGGCAGGUGCAUCGCCUCAUCUCGAACCGCUUCAGUUACCGUCCCUCUCGUACCAUGUAGUCAAUUCCACAGCACACCACCCAGGUCGAAGCGAAAGUCUCGGUUUCGAAAUGUCACGGCUCAGGAGCUAGGUCUGAUCAAGGAGUCGGGUGAAUUUACGGCGGGCAUGGACAAGUACAGGCAGGACAAGUUUGCCGACCUGUCCAAGCAGGAUCUCGAGAACCUCAAGGCCUCUUACACACCAGAGCAACUUGCGGCUGUUGAGCUGGGCGAGAAAGCCGUCAGCCCGGAAGACAUGAUCAUUCAGGGCCGGCUACGUGACGAUCCCUACAAGCCAACGUACAUCGAGGAUUAUACUGUGCUGGACCCCCGCUACGAUAUCAAGCCGGAGAUCGAAGGCACCCCGAGAGAGGUGCAAUGGCCUGACAAGAGCGAAUGGAUCGACAAUUACGGCCAAAAAAUGAUGAAGAUCACGGACAAGAAGACGAGCGACCAACUUACCCGAGCCAUGGUCAGAGCAUUGCGACGUGUGAAGGAGAGCCAGGGAGAGGACUUGAUAGAUCUCACUGAGGAUGAGCUCAAGGACAUUGAAAAGGACCCUGAGCUGAUCAAACGCUACAUCAUCGCCGAGGACGGCCCCGAGCCCACUGCAAACGAUAAGGGUCCCGAGUUCAUGACUCGUUCCCAGGCUGAGAAGUUGGAUGAGGCUGUUGACGAGGCAUGGGAGGCCGAGCUCGACAAAAUUGUUGGUUUUAGCAGUCAGGGUGAGGUCGAGCCCUCGAACCUUGAGCUCAUUCAGGAUGGCCCCGCGGGUGUUGAUCGGACCUACUCGGCUGAGGCACCUGAUCUCGGCAAGGUCCCUGGUGUCAAAGGCUUGUACAAGCACGCCGUUGACCCCGAGGAUCAGGGCCAGGAUGACUCGGGCAAGUACCAGGAGAUCAAGCGCCUGACAGGCAUGAGUCUCAAGGACAUUCGCUCGCUGCUGACCAAAGGUCUUGUGACUCGUUGGGUCUCCAAUCAAACUCGUUUGGGCAAGGUCCGCAGUACCUCUGUGGUUGCCAUCGCUGGUAACGGCAAUGGCCGUCUAGGACUUGGAAUGGCAAAGUCUACUGAGGCCGGUGUGGCUGAGGAGACAGCUCAGAUGUUGGCCAUCCGCAACAUGAAACCCGUCCGACGAUAUGAGAACCGUACUAUCUAUGGUAAUGUGUCUGCUAAGAUUUCAGGCACUGUAGUCGAGCUGAUGGCCCGUCCUCCCGGCUUUGGACUUCGCUGCCCUCACCGUAUUUUCGAGAUGUGCCGCGCCGCCGGUAUCCAUGACAUCGCUGCUCGCAUGCCCCGAUCCAAGAACCCCAUGAACUCUGUCAAGGCGGCGUACCAAGCGUUGACCAACCAGCCCGACCCCGAGCAGAUAGCCAUCGGCCGGGGCAAGAAGCUGGUGGACGUGCGCAAGGUCUACUAUGGAGGAGCUGUAUAUUAA
This is a messenger RNA of Fusarium mangiferae, 1509 nucleotides long. RefSeq lists its product as uncharacterized. The record is from RefSeq and is a predicted model, not a curated record. Bases 1 to 1509 code for a protein of 502 amino acids. Gene Ontology annotation, molecular function: structural constituent of ribosome; RNA binding. The transcript has 2 exons. NCBI's taxonomy places the organism in Eukaryota, Fungi, Ascomycota, Sordariomycetes, Hypocreales, Nectriaceae. Gene Ontology annotation, cellular component: ribosome. Gene Ontology annotation, biological process: translation.